Messenger RNA from Symsagittifera roscoffensis, 3899 nucleotides. RefSeq names its product gamma-aminobutyric acid receptor subunit delta-like. Gene Ontology annotation, molecular function: neurotransmitter receptor activity; transmembrane signaling receptor activity; extracellular ligand-gated monoatomic ion channel activity. Gene Ontology annotation, cellular component: plasma membrane; neuron projection; synapse. NCBI's taxonomy places the organism in Eukaryota, Metazoa, Xenacoelomorpha, Acoela, Convolutidae. The coding region runs from base 2000 to 3721 and encodes 573 amino acids. The record is from RefSeq and is a predicted model, not a curated record. Gene Ontology annotation, biological process: chemical synaptic transmission; monoatomic ion transmembrane transport; nervous system process. The transcript has a single exon.
UAAAUUUCCGUCUCUCUUUCUGUUCGCUAGCUUGCAAUGCUGCAAUUGCGUUGUAUCGCAAGUGAUGCGAAGUUAUGGUUCGGUUCUAGGUAUUAAAGUUGUUUCAAAAGGGAUUGUGUUGACGUAAAAAAAUGCUUUCAAAACCUCGUUUUUACCAAAUCGAAAACUAGUUAAUGAAGAUUCGUAUGGCACUUCUCUGGUACUUAAAAAUGAGAAAUUCAAAAGAAGUAAUGUGUAAAACAAUUGAAAAGAUAAAGAACGUUUUUUUUCUUUGUUCUUGAAAAACAACUGGUCAAAUAAUGCAAAUGUGGAUAUUCUUAGCGUUAUAUAAGGUCUUCUCACCGUGCUGUGAGGAUAUAAAAAAUGUAUUUAUAAAAAUAUAUUUAAUUUCAAUUUUUUUUCAAAAAGCUGUUGUCGGAACACAGUAAUACUUACACAUUAUUAGGAUAUCCUUGUUUCUCUUGACUAUAGUCAGAGACGAGUUUACUGUCUACAUGUUCCAUUGAAUUUUCACGGUUCGAUCAGUAACUCCCGGUUUAGAAAACAGCGGUCAGAAAACUUUUUUUUUGUCACGCAGUAGUCGUAAAAUUAAUUCAAUUUGCUUUUAAAAGUAGAAUAUAACAUCUGGCUAAUUUCUGGUGUACUUACAAAAAAACUCUUGAAACUUAAACAGAUAUCUUUUGCACAAGUGUUGUAAAAAUUUUCUGCGAUUAUCUUUAAAAAAAUUUAAAUACCGAAGAAGAUUAUGGUUCAAGAAGUGUUUACCGUAAUGAUCUGAACAACUUUUGUUUGUAUAUUUUGUUCUUAUUAACUGUUACCCCCCAAUUGGAGAAGGAGAAAAGGAUUUCGUUACAAGGUACAAAAUUUACAGAUGCUUAACCGUUGAAUUAGUUCUUUAUAGGGUUGGCAUUUUUUUUACUAGGUACCAGAGGGGGCAAAUUGUUAGCAAGAUCCGUUUUUUUAAAAAAAAAUUGUUAGGCCACUCUUUGCUCUGAAUAUACCACUAUUGAGCCCAAAUGAAAAUAAUAGCCAUGUGAAUAAAUUUUCUGGCCAAAUGUGACUGGCUAUUGCUGAACUGAAUGAAGCUAAAGAGAUAUUAAAUAUUUACACGGCCUCUGGUUGGCUGAAAUUGUUCGUUUUAAUUAUGUUUCUUUUUUGGUUCUGCUCUUGCAAUGAUUGGACAGCCGCGUUUUUGUGGUAUUUGAGAAUUGAGUGGUACAUGAUAUUGUUUUGAAGUACUAAUCUAUACCGAAUGCCUUUAAUAAUCACUUUAUAGUCGAACCUCAAAUGUUUUUAACAUUAUUUUUUAUUUCUUAAAUAAAUUAAACUAAGACGACGAGGACCGCCUUGCAUUGUUCGACGUUUACCGCUUUUUUUAUUACUUUUGUGUGGCAAUCAAAGGUGAAAUUUGGGUUGUUUUGUUUCAAAAACAAUGUGAUAUAUUUCGGAUCUAACAAAAUAAAACAGUUUGAUUAUCUUUUUUUUUUGUAACGUUCACGUUCUGAUUCAAAUGUUUUAUAGUUACAGUUCUCUAAAUUUCAAAAUUGCAAAAUUUUAUGUUGCUAGUUUCCUAGGUGCAAUUAUAUACCGGUUAGAAGUUUGUAUAAUUUAUAUCAUCACGAAAGAAGAUCCCUUGAAGUUUUGAGUUGAUUAGUCUGUGACCUAUUUAGUAAUUUGACAGCCUAGCUUAUCAAAUAUCAGUUAGGGGUCUGUUUAGUAGCAUCUUGAAAUUUUAAGUAUUCGAGUUUGGCCAACUGGCUCUUCACUUCUUAAAAAAAAAGACAAUAAUGAUACAUUUUGAAUUCCCGCGCGUUCAAGAAUAAUUCAAUUGGAGCAGCUAUUUCAUAAUUAUAUUAUUGUAAUUUCCUCUUUUUUUCUGAACGCUCCAUUCGAUCAGAGCGAAGAAUAAAAAACGGCUUUGAGCGCCAAUUACUGAUAUCACUACCUGAAUCAUCAAGAAAUAGCGCUUUGAGACCUAAAUUUCCGUUCGCUGAUUAAAAUGUCGGCAAAAUUACCGUUCCAUUUUUUGCUUCCGCUUGUUGCCGCAAUUAUCAAACCAGGUCAGGCAAAUGGCCCAGACGACUCAUCAAUAACAACACACUCGUCGUAUGAAUUUGUGAACCCGAAGUACAACAAACAACUCAGACCAUCGGAAGGAGGAAAAACAGAUGUUGUAGAGAUCGGAAUGUUCGUUAACUCGGUUCGAACCAUAAGCGAGAAUGAUAUGACGGUUAUUCUAGACGUCUUCUUACAAGCGCAAUGGACCGACCGAAGGCUCGAUUGGACCUGGGAUACUUUUUACAGAGAUCACAUUCGACAUAAUAUGCCUCCGAAAUGCAUGAACGAAAGCUGUUACUUGAAAGAAAUGACUUUGGGAAAGGAUUUUGCGGCAGCUAUUUGGAGACCCGAUUUCUAUUUACCAGAUGCGAUCAAUAUUAUACCUGCUGAUGACUACAACGACAACGUUUGUGUACGUUUGAGUCCAGAACUGAAUUUAUUCUACUCGAACCGACUUAUAAUUACAAUCUCGUGUAUCAUGAAGUUGGUUUACUUUCCAUUCGAUAAACACAUUUGUCCAAUCUGCAUAGGCUCGUACAAGUACCAUGACGGUUUGGUUCAAAUGAGAUGGUCGAAUGAUCUGUCGGGAAUGUACCCUGAUCAGUUCACAGCCAAUUUCUUCAUGGAGGGUUAUAGGGGUGAGCAGGACUAUUACAACAUCACUAUGCCAUAUUUGGCUGAUAACUUUACCGAGCAUUGUUUCGAUAUCAUACUGCACCGAAAAUACAACAUCUUCCUGGUCACGCUUUACUUACCAAGCGUCUCGUUGGUGGCCCUGUCUUGGGUCAAUUUCUGGAUUGAUUACAAAGCUAUUCCGGCCCGAGCCGGCCUAUCAAUCACCGCUAUUUUGGCACAAAUUACAUUGAUAGUGGGGAUGGCGAGCCGGUUUCCUUCCGUUAGUGACCUGAAGAUGGCUGAUUUGUACCUGACAGUCAACUUCAUCUACACAUUUGCGACUUUGAUCGAGUUUGCAAUCGUAUCAUACAACCCUGAAGAUAAAAGACCCAAGCAAGUUAGCACGUCUAAAGUUAGUCACGUCUCUUCAAUUCCAGUGGUGAGCAACCCUACAGUUCUGUCGAACACUGGUCCCGGCGUCAACAAAAACGGAAGUGGAGAAAGAUUACGUAAUCAUCAACAGGUGUUCAAGCUAGCACCGAUGCAAUCAUCGUCUACGAAUUCAGUUUCUUCAAGGGCAGACGGUAAAAGGGUGUAUUCAUCCUUGCAAGCAGAAACAGAGGACAUUUUGCAGAAUGGAUCGGUCCUUGGAGCUGCUAAUUUGCUAAGGGAUCCAGCAAGCUUUGAUGAGCAGAGUUUCAGAAAUUCGUCUUGCAAAUCUGCAAACGACGCGAGAAACAGGCUGAGUUUAAACGAACCUAUGGUUCAGUUGAAACCGCGACCACCUCCGAACGAACUGAGAGAUUUUUUGGACAUCAGAACGAACUCGCUGAAAAGUUCAAAGAAAGCCCAAAAAGCAGCAAGGCGAGCGGAGAGGCCGCCAAAUAACACGAACUUGGACGAUGUUUCCAAAUUCAUUUUCCCGAUCACAUUCAUAAUUUGGAAUUUCAUAUUCUUUUCUACCAAUCUUAUCCUGGCAGAGAAAUCGUGCAUUCUUCUCAAGUAUUUUGCAGAAGAUUACUGUUUGAGCACUUGCCCGAAAUGCUGAAUGAGCCGAAUGCAUAAAUCGUAGAAGUUAAACUGCCACAAUUCGUGCUGUGAUGUAGAAAACAGAAGCUAAACACUAUCAGAAUUUAAUUUUAUUGCAUAUUUUGUUCCUAAUUUUGAAAUAAAUUUGUAAACAAUAACACGUAUUAUGCUGAAACUGCAAGUACGUGUUCAAAAAA